CUCUUCCGGUUCGCAGAACCAAAACCAUCCCUGCUUUUCUCUCUCUAGCUUCCGGCCUUUCUCUCCUCUCUUUCUCUAUAUAUAUAUAUAUAUAGAUAGCUUUUGAUCCGUACAAGAGAGAAAGGGAGAAAAUGGCGGGGUGUUCUAGGGUUGGCAUUGGUGCUCCUGGGUUUUUCGCUUUCCUUUUCGUCGUUGUUUCCGCCUCCUUUGCUCGUGCUCAGUCGUCGGCUCCUGCUCCGGCUCCCACCAGCGAUGGGACUGCAAUUGAUCAGGGGAUCGCAUACGUGCUAAUGCUAGUGGCCUUGGUGCUCACAUACCUCAUCCAUCCGUUGGACGCAUCUUCCUAUAGCUUCUUCUAAAAUUGGUGCAUCAAUUCGGAGAGCAAAAUGCAAUGCUUGUAAAUGCCUUAGAGGAUUUAUUAUUUUUCUCUCCCUUUAUUUUCUUUUUCUCGAUUUUUUCUGGUGCUGUUACACCUCUUGUAGCAGUUUGACAUAUUCCAAAUUUAGCAGUUCUUUUGUUGUACUUUCCCCAUUAGUUUCAGAUCCUAUUUCAUCUGUUUCUUCUC
Molecule: messenger RNA, 565 nt
Organism: Vitis vinifera (wine grape)
Lineage: Eukaryota; Viridiplantae; Streptophyta; Magnoliopsida; Vitales; Vitaceae
Product: arabinogalactan protein 20
Exons: 2
Coding region: 132-359 (75 amino acids)
Source: RefSeq, a predicted model, not a curated record